This is a messenger RNA of Catharus ustulatus (Swainson's thrush), 4027 nucleotides long. It is a transcript of the gene PALB2, whose product is annotated as partner and localizer of BRCA2. Gene Ontology annotation, molecular function: protein binding; DNA binding. The coding region runs from base 14 to 3997 and encodes 1327 amino acids. Gene Ontology annotation, cellular component: nucleoplasm. The record is from RefSeq and is a predicted model, not a curated record. NCBI's taxonomy places the organism in Eukaryota, Metazoa, Chordata, Aves, Passeriformes, Turdidae. Gene Ontology annotation, biological process: double-strand break repair via homologous recombination. The transcript is spliced from 13 exons.
GCGCCCCGUUGCCAUGGAGGGCCCGCCGGCCGCGGCGGCCCUGAGCGGCGCCGACAAGGAGAAGCUGCGGGAGAAGCUGGCGCUGCUGAGGCAGGAGUACAGCGAGACCGUCAUCCGGCUGCGGCGGGCUCGGCGAGCCGAGCGAGCCAGGAGCCACGGCCGGAGGGACAGGAGCCCAGGGGGGAACCGGGGAGAACGGGAGGCGCCAGGUUCCAGAGAUAACACGUCUCCCAGUGCUGACAGAGGUGGGCCCUCUCAGUUACAGACUAAAGCCUGCUCUGAGGCUGACACAGAGGACACAAGGUCUGUCACAGUUAAGCAUGUUCCAGAAUUCUGCAGUGAUGAGGUUAGCCCUCAGGACAGCUCCCGGGCAGAAAGCUUUCAGGCCAGCCAGGAAAACCUGUGCUGUGGGAUCAUCAGGCCUGUCCCUGUGGAGAAAAAGCCCCAAACCUCCCGAGGCAUGAUGAAGCUGCGGAGACGGAUGAAGGCUCUGGAAUCAAAGGAAAGGGAACCAGUGCAUGAUGUGCAUCUAACCAGUGCUGGUGAAAUGAUGAAAAAUCAAAUUGCCAGUGCAGAGGAGCUUCAGUCACCAGUGUUCAGGCGCAGCAGCCUCUCGCACUCUGAGGAACCCGCUCAAAGGGCACCUGGGGCACUGCUUGUGCAGGGAGAAGGAAAUAAUUUCACUCCUGAUGCACCAUCAGGGCUUGUACAGGAUGUGUUUGAGGGCAGUGUCACUGCACAAGAGCCUGAGCCAUCCCCACAUGCACUGAGGGACAGCAGGGACGUCUGGCAGCCUGAGUCCUCAGGGGCUGUGGCCACACCUGAUGGACGUGAGCCGUGUUCACAGCAUGGACGCUCUGUUUUACCUGACCCCAGAGGGGAUGGUGGAGAAGAAUCCCCCAGUGUAAUAAAACAGCUGAAGGGUCAGAGUUUGUGUGAAGGUCAGGGAGAAUUACAUGGGCUCCUGGAUGUAAUGUCAGAAAAUGAAAUAUUGCUUGACAGCAGAAAUAACACCACAACCGAGGAGAACAAAAACCAUGAAGGACAUCAAGGUGACCCUAAUGCCUUAAAUCCCUGUCCUGCAGAUAAUGCUCUGGACAAUGCUGAGGAGCUGCUGGAGAAUGAACAGGCUGAGGGUCAGUCAGGGCUCUCUCCCCCUGAGCAGGCAGCAGCUCCUGAGGGCACGCUGAGCUCCUGCACAGUGGUUGAGGGGCUGCUCUUCCCCGUCGAGUACUACGUCCGCACAACUCGCCGCAUGUCCAACUGCCAGAGGAAGGUGGACCUGGAUGCUGUAAUCCUCAGCCAGCUGGGCAGGAGCAAGAAAGGUCAGCGGGGUAAAUGCAAGCAGAAAGAUGCAAACCCCAAUCAGCCUUCACAAGAGAGAGCCGAGGGUGAUUUGGAGCCUGGGGUUGUGCCCUUCCCUUUUCUUGGGGCAGAAAACAAUCAAGCAAACUCAAGUAGUUCUCAGAAAUCUCUUCCUGCAUCUGGCAGCAGCAGCAGCAGCAGCACUUCUCUUACAUCCAUUUCUCAGAAAAGCAUCCCUAGCACAAGGCAAGAGCAGAGACAAUCCCAGAGGAAACAGAAGGGAAGAAGAAAGUCUGCCUGCAAAGCCCCCAUGCAUCCAGCAUCACAAGAGCUUAUAGAGAGCCAGGAUCCCACAGUGGCCAAUGGAAGCAGUGCUGUGCUGUCAAAUGAGAGCCAGAGUGAAAAGGAAAACUGUGAUGCUAACCUUGAAAGGUCAUCCUUAGAGGAGAGGAGAUUGUGUGGUGCUGCAGCACUGGGGUCUGCAGGGACAGGAGUGCCUGGAGCUACACAGCCAGAGUGUCCUGACCCUGCCCUGGACGGGAGCCAGGUGCCAGGCAAAUGCCACAAGGCUCUGCUGGAGCGGGUUCAAAACCCCCUCCACAGCAGCGACUCUCUGAGCCCAGGGAGUGACACUGCUGCCAGCCGUGUGGGAGAUGGGGAAGGCAGCGCUCCUGUGUGUGAGGGACACAAACAUCCCGUGCAGCGUGUGAGGAGGCAGCGAGGAGCCCGUGGGGCUGGGCAGCUCCCCGCGGUCAGCGUCCCUGUGCGCCGCUCCCUGCGCUGCUCUGCCAGGCACGGGGCCCACGCAGGCUCACCAGAUGGCAGCAGCAGAGGACAGAGCUGUCCCAUGGGUUCACAGGGUCCUGCUGCCCUUGGGCUGCCUGCUGUGCACCCCGACACUCGUGGCUCCCUCUUCUCCUUUCACAGCCUCCAGUGGCUGAUUCCUCAGCUGGGCAUCAGGGACUUCCACUUACCAAACGAGGAAUUUGGAAUACUGAAACUGGAGAAAUUGAAGUCUUCCCCUGUGAAUGACUUGGAGGAUUUUGUGUCUGGCAAUGGUGUGGCUCCAGAGGACACACCAGAUGCACAAAUGAUGCCAAAAGGAAAAGAUCUCAGAAGUAAUUUGGUUUUGCCUUCCAAAACUGGAUUGCCUGAACUCCCUUGUGUGGGAAGCCCAGCGUCCAAGAUGGAGCUUUCCACCCAUGAAUUGCUGUUUACUCCCAUGGGGACUGUCUUAGCUGAGGCUGCCACACACCCUGAGUCUCAGAUUUCCUCGUGUGUUUUCCCUGCUGUGGGUGCAACCCCCGGUGUUUUACCUUCAGUGCACAGUGAGGUCACAGUGGGGGACACACCUGUACCUGCCUCAGCCACCCCACCUUCCCCCAGAGGAGCUGCCCUGGUCCUGGGGGAUGUGGCACUCAGAGACCCUGCUGUGCCACUGCACCCCGACAGCUGUGCUGCAGGGGCUGCCACAAACCAGGAGGAGCAAGGUACAACAUUUCCUGCAGCAGCUGAAAGAGACCCUGAGAAUAAACCUGGCGAGACUGUGUCCUUGGAGGAGCAUCAGCAGUCAGAGAACAAAGAGCAGGAGUCGUGCAGAGCUUCACCUGAGCAGAAAAAAGAUGUAGCAGAACAGUUGAGUCCAGUGCUGCCGGAUGGGCCCGGAGAAGAGAGCUUGCAGUUUGUGUCAGAGCUAAAGGAUUCCUCGUGUUCCUGUGCUGUGGAUGUGAGCACGGUGUGGUGGGCAGCAGCUGGCCACAGGGAGCUGCGAGUGGUCACUGCCUCCGAGAGCGCCGUGUCCCUCUGGCGGCCCCUGGCACCCGACUGCUGGGGCAAGGUCUACACCUGGCACCUGAGAGAGAUUCCUGUAAUCCAGAUUGUUCCUCUGCCAGACACCUGUAACCUUGUGUGUGUAGCACUGGGAGAGCUGGAGAUUGGAGAAAUAAGGCUCCUGCUUUAUUCUUCUGAGACCGACUCAUUCGAGCACUCCCUAGUGAAAGCUGGGAAUAUAAAAGCAGUUGUUGGACUGAAGGACCAGAGGCUGGUGAGCAGCAGCAGGACCAUGCAGGAGCAGCAAGUGGAGAUGGUUUCACUCUCAGAGACAGGGGGGAGCAGGGACAGGCAGUCUCUGAUGCCCCCUGAAGAAACUGUGACAGCCUUUGCUGAAGUAGAAGGGUUGAGAGAAGCCUUGGUGGGCACCACUGCAGGGAACAGCGUUGUGGUUUGGAAUCUGAAAACAGGUCAGCUCCUGAGGAAGAUGCACGUUGGUUAUUCCUACCCAGCCUCCAUCUGCCAUCGAGCAUAUUCUGACUCUGGCCUUUUGUUUGUUGUUUUAAGCCAUCCUCAUGCCAAAGAGGGCGAGUCCUGUGGGAGCCCAGCAUUCCGCGUGGUGGCCUUCAACCCCCGCUCGGGCCGGAGCGCAGGGGUGAUGUUCUCCUGCCUCCCCCCUGGCCCUGCAGGCAGGUACCUGGAGGGCGAUGUGUGGGACACGGCGGGUGCCGCCGUGCUGACGUCGGGUGCCGUGGCCGUGUGGGACCUGCUGCGGGGCCGCUGCACGGCCGUGCUGCCCGCGGGCCCUGCGGGGCGCUGGGCACUGACCCGCUGGGCCAGCGGCGGGGCCGGGCUGCUGGCCGGGCGCUGCAACGGGACCGUGCACCUGUACCGGUACCGGUACCAGCCCGGAGUGGCCUGACAGGGCUGGGCUGGGGGCCAUUAAACGUGC